Molecule: messenger RNA, 2781 nt
Organism: Carlito syrichta (Philippine tarsier)
Lineage: Eukaryota; Metazoa; Chordata; Mammalia; Primates; Tarsiidae
Gene: LUC7L
Product: LUC7 like
Exons: 10
Coding region: 1714-2571 (285 amino acids)
Biological process (GO): mRNA splice site recognition
Cellular component (GO): U2-type prespliceosome; U1 snRNP
Molecular function (GO): mRNA binding
Source: RefSeq, a predicted model, not a curated record
UUUCUUAUGCGGCUCCUGCCGAGUCCUUUUCCAGCCCCUCUUCCCCCAGCCACACCGGAGAACCUGUUUAGCCAGCGCUUGGCAGUCGUUAGGUAGGUUGUACUGUAGGGAGGACUUGAGAGCAUAGUUGUCUCAGGAGAAGCGGUCGCAUCUUUGCAAAACGGUAUACCCGCUGUGGUUUGCGUUUCCUCUCUACUGAAGUAUGAAGUUGCAAGUUCACACUGGCACAUUCGCAGGGCUGUGCAAUCAUUGCACUUUAUUUCAUAGGUGAAUAAGCGCUUUUUAGCUUUCUUUGUAUAUUGAGUUGCUUUUGAAUUGCUGCCCAUAUUUUUAUUUCAUACAAACUGAACAAUUGUGGCCCCUCUAUUUUAUUUAUAAAGGUUCAGUGUAUCUUUGCCUGCCUACAUCAAUCUGCAAGGGAGUUGCAGAAAAGCCUCAUGUUCAUCGAGCCGUGAGUCACAACCAAUUUCUAAGCUGUUAUAACAAAAAAGUGUUUGUUUUUUUCACAAGUAACUUUAAAAGUGUAGUUUAGAAAGAAAACAUUUUCAAUAAAAAGACACUACAUUAAUCCUGGAUGCUUGCAAAUCCUAAAAUAUAUUCCUCCUUUAGUAUUACACAGCACUGUGUCAUAUACACAGAUUAGCUUUAAAAUUUGUCACAUACCACUUUGACUUUACUUUUAUGUAUCAUUCCCCCUGACUUCCUUACUGCAGGUGUGGGCAAGAAAACUUUUCCUUUAAAACUUUUCAACAGCGGGCAUAAAAUUCUGCAGCUGAGGUCUUGAAGAAUGCAGAUGGGUACAGUAUGUGUUGGAGCUCACAGUGUGUAUUGACUAACCUAGUUUCUUUUUGCUUUUUUUUUUGGUAUUGUUAAAAGUGACUCCUAGGUGCCAACUCUCUUUUUUAAGGGUGGGAAUGAAGGGGAUAGGAAGAAUAGGUCUUGAUUAUUUAACUCAUUGAAAGAGUUUGAAAGCUUCCUCGUCACAUAACUUUGGGCAAAACACUGCCUGUGCAGCAUUUGUCCAUAACAUAAAAGAUCUGAGUAGCUUUUGUUGGUGGAAAUUACCAGCUCUGUAAGUCAUCCAUGGUGGUUCAUGGCCCUCUCAUUGGUGUGGGUUUUUGGAAUCUCAUUGCCCAUGUUUGUGUGUGUGUGUGUGUGUGUGUGUCUAGUGGCCUUUUGGUGCUCAGCCUUUUACUUCUGACUCUGACUUUUUUGGCACAACAAUGGAGUCAGACCUCAUUAAGUGUGAUUCUUCAUGGUCUCUUUAGUCUAAGAAAAAAAUGUGUAUUCUAUUCCAGUUGUAAAUACCUUUAGAUCAGCUUUUCAUUGUGUUUGAUGGGAAGAACACAGAAAUGAUAGUCUGCAAAUCAUCCGGAUGAAUUGUUGUACCAGAUACCCUUUUAUUGUUAAUGUGAUAAUAUUGUCUUAUUUAAAACCACAAAUGAAUUUCAGGAGACGAAACCAGACAGAGGGUCAAGUUUACAGAUGAUCGUGUCUGCAAGAGUCACCUUCUGGACUGCUGCCCCCAUGACAUCCUGGCUGGGACGCGCAUGGAUUUAGGAGAAUGUACCAAAAUUCACGACUUGGCCCUCCGAGCAGAUUAUGAGAUUGCAAGUAAAGAAAGAGACCUGUUUUUUGAAUUGGAUGUGAAAGGGGGGACUCUACCCUCAGAACAUGAGGGAAUAAUAUUUACGUGGCUCACAAAGACCAGCAAUGGAUCAUUUGGAGUCCUUUAUUGCAGAGUGUGAUCGGAGAACUGAGCUUGCCAAGAAACGGCUGGCGGAAACACAGGAGGAGAUCAGUGCGGAAGUUUCUGCAAAGGCAGAAAAAGUACAUGAGUUGAAUGAAGAAAUAGGAAAACUCCUUGCUAAAGCUGAGCAGCUGGGGGCUGAAGGAAAUGUGGAUGAAUCCCAGAAGAUUCUUAUGGAAGUCGAGAAAGUUCGUGCAAAGAAGAAAGAUGCUGAGGAAGAAUACAGAAAUUCCAUGCCUGCAUCCAGUUUUCAACAGCAAAAAUUGCGUGUCUGUGAGGUCUGCUCAGCCUACCUUGGUCUCCAUGACAAUGACCGUCGUCUGGCAGAUCACUUCGGGGGCAAGUUACACUUGGGAUUCAUUCAGAUCCGAGAAAAGCUUGACCAGUUGAGGAAAACUGUGGCUGAAAAGCAGGAGAAAAGAAAUCAGGAUCGCUUAAGGAGGAGAGAAGAGAGGGAGCGGGAGGAGCGACUGAGCAGGAGGUCUGGAUCAAGAACCAGAGAUCGCAGAAGGUCACGCUCCCGGGACCGUCGUCGGAGGCGGUCAAGAUCUGCCUCCCGAGAGCGACGGAAGUCAUCCAGGUCCCGGUCCCGAGACAGACACCGGCGCCACCGCAGCCGUUCCCGAAGUCACAGUCGGGGACACCGCCGGGCUUCCCGGGACCGGAGUGCGAAAUACAAGUUCUCCAGAGAGCGGGUAUCGAGAGAGGAGUCCUGGGAGUGCGGGCGGAGCGAGCGAGGGUCCACCGACAGGAGGCUGGAGAGCACCAAUGGAAAGGCGGCUUCACGGAAGUCAGAGGAGAAGGAGGCCGGCGAGAUCUGAGCCCAUGCCCGGGCGCUGUACAUAGUCUGAUAAAUGUUCAUCACGGCCUAGAAUUGCCCUUUAUAUUUGCUGAAUACAACUCCUCUUUUGUAGUUUAAAAUUUCUAUUGUUUUGGAGCUAGCUGUGAGUUUCCAGAGUUGUACAGAGUUGCUCCUGUGUUCCGGGGUUCUGUUGAGUAGGAAUAAAUGAACCUGACCGACUGCUUUCUGA